UGUCGCAUGCUAAUUAAAACGAUCCAUACUACAACAAUGGCCUCCAUGGUUAAUGUAAUGAGUCCAAUAGUUACGAGAAGUCUCAUCACCAAAUUCAAAACGCCACGACUCAAACCAGAUCUACCUUCUCUACAACAUUCUGGCCGGCUCAAUGCAAUCAAGAAUGAUCCAAGAAAGAUGAAAAAAGCUUCAAGGAGAAGUAUUGUGGUCUCAUGUUUAGAUCGACCUAAUUCUAAGUCUAAUAAAAUCUCUGGGUAUGAUGUUGUUAUGAAAUUUUAUUCCUCUAUAAACGUGAAGAAUCAAGAUCAAUUAAGUAGUUGCAUCUCCAACGAUUGUUAUAUCGAUGAUUUCUCCUUCGCUAAGCCUUUUCGAGGAAAAAGAGAAGCUAUGAGGUUCUUUGAAGAACUUGUGAAGAGUAUGGGACAAAACGUUAAGUUUUGUGUUGAAAAUGUGUGUGAAGGAGAUGGACAUAGUGCUGCUGUUAAUUGGCAUCUUGAAUGGAAAGGACGAAAAAUUCCAUUUACAAGAGGAUGUAGCUUCUAUGAAUUUACAGAUGAAGGAGGAAGAUUGGUUAUUAGAAAUGCGAGGAUUUUGAUCGAAUCGCCAAUUAAACCGGGAGGAGUCACAUUGAGCCUGUUAAAGAACAUCACAUUUCUGUUCGAUGAAUUCCCAAAAGGAGCUGAGUUGUUUUUGGAGAAACCUUAUGCUAUAGUCCAAUCAGCAAUACGAAUUUAUGGACUAUUUUUGGCGCCACUCAUAAACCAUGUAAUGGCAAGCUACUUGAAGCUAUUAAGCAACAUGGCUGAGUUCUUCUUAUUGGUCGUCAAAAUCAUCAUCAAAAUUCGAAACCUCUUCUCCAAGUAGAAGAAUCAAAUUGCAUCACAUGUUUCUUAUUCUUUAGUCAUCUUUUUAUUCCAGAAUUGAUUAUCCUAACCAUUAUAUGAUUUAUGUUGUUUAAAAUAACUAAAUCUAACAACCUUGAAAAAUUGUAUUU
Capsella rubella is the source of this 994-nucleotide messenger RNA. RefSeq lists its product as uncharacterized. The transcript is spliced from 6 exons. NCBI's taxonomy places the organism in Eukaryota, Viridiplantae, Streptophyta, Magnoliopsida, Brassicales, Brassicaceae. The record is from RefSeq and is a predicted model, not a curated record. The coding region runs from base 7 to 864 and encodes 285 amino acids.